GGAUCUCUGCCCCAACAUGAUCGCGGCCCAGGCCAAGCUGGUCUACCAUCUGAAUAAAUACUACAAUGAGAAAUGCCAAGCCAGGAAAGCUGCCAUUGCCAAAACUAUCCGGGAAGUCUGCAAAGUUGUUUCCGACGUACUUAAGGAAGUGGAAGUCCAGGAGCCCCGGUUCAUCAGCUCUCUCAACGAGAUGGACAAUCGCUACGAGGGCCUCGAGGUCAUCUCCCCCACCGAGUUUGAAGUGGUGCUUUACCUUAACCAAAUGGGGGUGUUCAACUUUGUGGACGACGGCUCCCUGCCCGGCUGCGCGGUGCUGAAACUGAGCGACGGGCGCAAGAGGAGCAUGUCCCUCUGGGUGGAAUUCAUUACCGCCUCCGGCUACCUCUCGGCGCGCAAAAUCCGGUCCAGGUUUCAGACACUGGUGGCUCAAGCGGUAGACAAAUGUAGCUACAGGGAUGUGGUAAAGAUGGUGGCAGACACCAGCGAAGUGAAACUGAGAAUCCGAGAUAGGUACGUGGUGCAGAUCACCCCGGCUUUUAAAUGCACCGGGAUCUGGCCGAGGAGUGCUGCCCACUGGCCACUUCCCCACAUCCCCUGGCCGGGACCCAACCGGGUGGCGGAGGUCAAAGCCGAAGGGUUCAAUCUCUUGUCCAAGGAGUGCCACUCCCUGGCCGGCAAGCAGAGCUCGGCCGAGAGCGACGCCUGGGUGCUGCAGUUUGCGGAAGCAGAGAACAGACUGCAGAUGGGGGGCUGCAGAAAGAAAUGCCUCUCCAUCCUUAAAACGUUACGGGAUCGUCACCUGGAAUUGCCCGGGCAGCCCCUGAACAAUUACCACAUGAAGACUUUGGUUUCCUACGAGUGUGAAAAGCAUCCCCGGGAGUCGGACUGGGACGAGUCUUGCCUGGGUGAUCGGCUUAACGGGAUUUUGCUGCAACUUAUCUCUUGCCUGCAAUGCCGGCGUUGUCCUCACUACUUCCUACCGAACUUAGAUCUGUUUCAAGGCAAACCUCACUCGGCUCUGGAGAACGCUGCCAAACAAACGUGGCGCCUGGCAAGAGAGAUCCUAACCAACCCGAAAAGUUUGGAAAAACUUUAGAGGACAAUUCAAUUUAGACCGAAAUGUGAUUACUCUUUUCAAAAUUCUAAUUACGUGUAAACUUCCUGUUCGAUUCCUAUCUAAUAUUCCAUUUGACAGUGCAAACAAUCUCCUCCUUAAAAAGGAAGAGUAAUACAAUGUUUAGGCAUCAUCUCAC
Messenger RNA from Talpa occidentalis (Iberian mole), 1253 nucleotides. It is a transcript of the gene MAB21L1, whose product is annotated as mab-21 like 1. The record is from RefSeq and is a predicted model, not a curated record. The coding region runs from base 17 to 1096 and encodes 359 amino acids. Lineage: Eukaryota; Metazoa; Chordata; Mammalia; Eulipotyphla; Talpidae. The transcript has a single exon.